Molecule: messenger RNA, 2277 nt
Organism: Vitrella brassicaformis
Lineage: Eukaryota; Vitrellaceae
Source: the annotation of a GenBank genome assembly
GAAAAAGGAGGACAAGGUACACACAAGGAAAAGCCAAGACAGCGACACUGUACUGCACUGCGAGAGAGAGGACAUCAGCCAGCCAUUCGUCAAGACAUCCGCCAUCCAUCGCCCAACCGACGCGAACACACAGUACCACACCUCCCCACUCCCCCCCUCCCUGCCCUCGUCUACACGCUGUACUUGAUGGUGGUGUCGUCCCUGCAGCCGGCCGUCGUGUGGGAGGGCAGGUCGCUGGCCGGCCGUCGGGGAGGGCCGCUGAUGGCGAUGAGAGUGGGGCCGAGCCGACGCCGUCGUCGGGUGCAGGAAUGGCAGAACCGGAAGGCUCCCUUGAGUUUGUUCCACCAGGUCGCCGCCUCUCGGGGGUAGCUGGUGUACUGCACGCCCUCGUCCGUCCAGCAGCUUGCACGGCAGAUGGUCGACAUGACCAAACCGUCUGAUGCACACACAACACACACACAUACACAGUGGCGUGCAGCAGCUGAGGUGUAUUGCCCACUUACCGUCGCUAAUCGUGUCGCUGUCCGUCUCGCCCUCUGCAGCCUCCUGCAGUUCUUCCAGGAGACUCACAGGAGGGCCGUCUUGGUCCGCCUGCACGGCGGCCUCGGCCGUCGGCACAGCCGGCGUGGUGGAGAUCCUCUUGUCCUCGGGCUCCAUGGCUGGGAUUCCGUCGGCCUUGCCGAUGAGAGGCGGAGGCGCAGUUCUGGUCGCGGUGUGCGAUGCUGCAUUAUCGGCAGACGCACACACACAGAGCCCUUUCUCUCUCUCUCUCUCUCUCUCUGUGUGUGUGUGUGUGUUGGGGGAAGGAAGCAUACGGUCGGUGCACUUGGCCGGCUGGUGGUGGUCUUCUGGGACACUCUCCAUGGUGCUCCUCGUACGCAACAGGGGCUCCAUGGCGGUCGCGGAGGGGUCGGUGAAGGCGGCGGUGCUCGCGACAGACAUACGGCGGAUGUGGUCUUCGUGUUGCCUGCAUGACACACAGCAGCCAAGGCGGCAUGCCAGGGGCCAUGGCAGAGAAAUGUCGCAUGUGUGCAGUGCGUGCCCUCCUCACGUGUGCAGCUUAUAGGUGUUGUCGCGGAGGAUACCGAGCUGUUUGCCGUGGGUGUCCAUCUUGUCCACGACGGCGCCAACCCGCCGGUCAAGUGCGCCCAAGGAGGCCUCAAUCCCCUCGAACAUCUCAAGGACACGCCUGACACACCCAAGGUACACAAGGCACGACAAAUGCUCCCAUAGACUCUCUCCCGUGUGUUGUCUGUCGCCUACUCGUUAUGGAGAUCCCUGUGUGCCGUUAUGGUCGCCAUGGCAGACCCCACAGUCUUGUCGAGCCGCGCCAGUGCGGCCGCGAUGCUGGCGGUGCCCUCCAGCUCAUCGACCUUGUUCCUGAGGAAGCACACACAUGAAUGAAGCCGACGAUGUGAUGCAUGUGAGUGGCCCGACUAGCUGGCUUACAUGAGCUGUCCGUUCGUGGUCGUGAGCUCGGCAUUCUUGCGCUUCAGCUCGCGGACCAUUCCCUUGAGGCCCUCCUCGUCGCUGCCGCUGGCCUCCCCCUCCCCCUGAGGCACCCUGUCUCUUGGGCUCAACAGUUUUGCCGCUCGAGGGGACACAAACGGCGACACGCGCUGGGCCCUCCGGUUGGCCUGCACGACAUCCUCCAGGAGAUGGGUGAGGUUGUCGAUGCUCGCCGUCAAUUUCGCCGUCAGCCGCUGGGUGGCCGUGGCGCUGGGCUGCGAUAUGCGCUCGUCAUCCGGCGUGGAGGAGUGUGAUGGGCGACGCGGGGCGUGGCUGAUGUCUAGAGGGGGGAUGGCUGGGCGGGCGGCUGAUGGAGCGGAUGAGGGCGACGAAGCGGGUGAGGGCGACGACGCGGGCGAGGGCGACGACGGCUGCUUAGGCAAAAACGCCUGAACACACAGACAGCAUCAACACACGCGAAUGAAGGGAGAACCUGAUGCGUCAAGAUCCGGUCCUCUCACCCGCUUGUCGACGGUCUCGUCCAUCCUUAUGGGCCUCAGGCGGCGCUAAGAGAGCCGUACGGCUUCUCGGGUGGCGUGGCUCCUGCCUUCUUGUCUGGUGGUGGUGGGCUGGUGGCGAAAAGCCCUGAAGGGCUCGACGUGACGCAAAGGCCGCAAAAGCAAAGGUGCCAAACACUACGGCGUCAGGCUGGAGCUCAAGUCACGGAAUCCCGUGCACGAGCUCACAUGCCAGAGCUGGAGGAGCUCAUUGUCGGAGGUGAUGGAUGAUUCAUUGUGAGGCGGGGGGCAACAGAGCAAAAGCCCAACG